ACGGCGUCGAAGCUCCAUUUCAUCUCCGGCCUCGAUGGCAUCGCUCUGAGGAGCAGCUGGGCUCAUACAGCCGGGGGGAAAGAAACAAAAAAAACUCACAGCACUUUAAAUACCGGGGAGCAGCAGCAGCAGCAGCAGCCGCCAAGGAGGAGACCCCAGGGAGGAAACACACAGCCGUCACCAUGGGGAGCAAAUACCACUGGCAGAGCCAGAAUGUGAAGCAGAGCGGGGUGGACGACAUGGUGCUGCUGUCCAAGAUCACGGAGGACGCCAUUGUGGAGAACCUGAAGAAGAGAUACCUGGACGACUACAUCUUCACGUACAUCGGCUCCGUCCUUAUAUCGGUCAACCCGUUCAAGCAGAUGCCGUACUUCACCGAUCGAGAGAUCGAACUGUACCAGGGAGCUGCACAGUAUGAAAAUCCUCCUCACAUCUAUGCACUAUCAGACAACAUGUACAGGAACAUGAUGAUAGAUCAAGAGAAUCAGUGUGUCAUCAUCAGUGGCGAGAGUGGAGCAGGAAAGACUGUCGCUGCGAAGUACAUCAUGGGCUACAUCUCCAAGGUGUCGGGAGGAGGACCCAAAGUGCAGCACGUGAAGGACAUCAUCCUGCAGUCGAACCCCCUGCUGGAAGCCUUCGGUAACGCCAAGACCGUCCGCAACAACAACUCCAGCAGAUUCGGCAAGUAUUUUGAGAUUCAGUUCAGUCGAGGAGGAGAGCCAGACGGAGGCAAGAUCUCCAACUUCCUCCUUGAGAAGUCCAGGGUGGUUAACCAGAAUGAGAAUGAGAGGAACUUCCACAUCUACUACCAGCUGUUGGAAGGGGCUUCAGCACAGCAGAGAGAGAGCCUGGGAGUCAUGACCCCGGACUACUACUACUACCUGAACCAGUCCGGCACCUACAAGGUGGACGGCACAAAUGACAGCAAGGACUUCCAGGAAACCAUGGAAGCCAUGCAUGUGAUUGGGAUCUCAGAUGGCUAUCAGGAUCAGGUGCUGCAGAUUGUGGCGGGGAUUCUACACCUGGGAAACAUCAGCUUCAUCGAGGCGGGGAACUAUGGACAGGUGGAAAGCAUGGACUUACUGGCUUUCCCUGCAUUCCUGCUGGGUAUAGACCAGGAACGCCUGCAGGACAAACUGACCAGCCGCAAGAUGGACUCCAAGUGGGGGGGCAAGUCGGAGUCGAUCAACGUGACCCUGAACAAGGAGCAGACCUGCUACACCCGCGAUGCGCUGGCCAAGGCCCUCUACGCCCGCCUCUUCGACUUCCUGGUGGAGGCUAUUAACAAAGCCAUUCAGAAACCGCACGAGGAAUACAGCAUUGGUGUUCUGGACAUCUAUGGUUUUGAGAUCUUCCAGAGAAACGGGUUCGAGCAGUUCUGCAUCAACUUUGUGAACGAGAAGCUGCAGCAGAUCUUCAUCGAGCUCACGCUGAAAGCCGAACAGGAAGAGUAUGUUCAGGAGGGUAUUAAGUGGACACCAAUUGAAUAUUUCAACAACAAAGUGGUGUGUGACCUCAUUGAGAACAAGCUGAAUCCCCCGGGCGUCAUGAGCGUCCUGGACGACGUGUGCGCCACCAUGCACGCCAAGGGCGAGGGGGCGGACGGGACGCUGCUGCAGAAGCUGCAGGCGGCCGUGGGAACCCACGAACACUUCAACAGCUGGAACUCCGGAUUCGUCAUCCACCACUACGCCGGCAAGGUCUCCUACGACAUCAACGGGUUCUGUGAGAAAAACCGCGAUGUUCUCUUCACGGACCUCAUCGAGCUCAUGCAGAGCAGCGUGCACGAAUUCAUCAGAAGCCUCUUCCCUGAAAACCUGAACACAGAGAAGAAGGGUCGGCCCGGCACUGCCAGCUCAAAGAUCAAGAAACAAGCCAACGACCUGGUGAACACGCUGAUGAAGUGCACCCCACACUACAUCCGCUGCAUCAAGCCCAACGAGACCAAGAGGCCCAAGGACUGGGAGGAGAGCCGAGCGAAGCACCAGGUGGAGUACCUGGGCCUUCGGGAGAACAUACGCGUGAGGAGGGCCGGCUUCGCCUACCGCCGAGUCUUCAACAAGUUCCUGCAGAGGUACGCCAUUCUGACUGCGGAGACGUGGCCGGGCUGGAGAGGCGACGAGAAGCAGGGCGUGCUGCACCUCCUGCGCUCCGUGAACAUGGACACCGACCAGUACCAGAUGGGCCGGACCAAGGUGUUCGUCAAGAACCCGGAAUCGCUUUUUCUAUUGGAGGAGAUGAGGGAGAGGAAGUUCGACACGUUCGCCAGGACCAUCCAGAAGGCCUGGAGGAAAUACAUCGCCAGAAGGAAGUAUGAACAGAUGAGGGAGGAGGCCUCCGACAUCCUGUACAACUCCAAGGAGCGCCGGAGGAACAGCAUCAACAGGAACUUCGUGGGAGAUUACCUGGGCAUGGAGGAUCGCCCAGAGCUGCGCCAGUUCCUCGCCAAGAGAGAGCGCAUCGACUUCGCCGACUCCGUCACCAAGUUCGACCGCAGGUUCAAGCCAAUCAAGAGGGACCUGAUCCUGACGCCGAGGGGGAUCUACCUGAUUGGCCGAGAGAAGGUGAAGAAGGGGCCAGAGAAGGGACAGAUCAAGGAGGUGCUGAAAAGAAAAAUGGAACUGGGGAGCGUGUGCAGAAUUUCACUCAGUACGAGGCAGGACGACUUCUUCAUUCUGCACGAGACCCAGUACGACAGCCUGCUGGAGUCCACCUUUAAGACGGAGUUCAUCAGCCUGCUGUGCAAGCGGUACGAGGAGGUGACCAAGAACAAGCUGUCCCUCUCCUUCAACGACCGGCUGGAGUUCAAAGUGAAGAAGGAAGGCUGGGGUGGGGGAGGCUCUCGGUGCGUGGUGUUCCAGCGGGGGCAGGGGGACCUGGCGCAGCUGAAGCCCGGCGGGAAGUCUCUCACCGUCACCGUGGGAGACGGCCUCCCCAAAACAUCCAAGCCGACCAGGAAAGGGGCCCCCCAGGCCAGAGGAGGGCGCGCACACAUGCCACACAGAGACCAGCGAAACGGCGGCGCCCAGUUCUCGCGCCCAAGCCCCCGGCCCGCGCAGCAGACGGAGCAGACCUACUCCACCCCCCAGAAGCAGCUGCGGCCCCCGACCUCCGCGCCCCCCAUGAGGGGGCCCGCGCAGACCCAGCGGGGCCCCCCCAGACACGAGCCCGGGAACCUGGACUUCCUCAACGUGCCCGACCAGGGCGUAUCGGGGAUGCAGAGGAAGAAGAGCGUCAGUCAGAACCGCCCGCCUCCGGCGCCGACCAGCCGACCCAAAGCCAAACCCCAGGGCCCCCGCUGCAGGGCGCUAUAUCAGUAUGUGGGGCAGGACGUCGAUGAGAUCAGCUUUGAUGUUAAUGAUGUCAUCGAACUUCUCAAUGAUGACCCUUCCGGGUGGUGGAGAGGAAGGAUAAACGGCAAGGAGGGCCUGUUUCCUGGCAACUACGUGGAGAAGAUCUGAGGACUCCAACAGUAGUGCUGUUACCAUGGAGAUGGAGGGAUGACCUCACUGACCUCACAUACGCACUUAUUAUUCCUCCUGAGACCCUGCGGGAAAAAAGUAUAUUAAUUUUUUUUUUUUUGGCAUAAUACAACUGUCUUGGACAAAAACCUGUCACAGUUAAAAUAUUUUUUAAAUAGUAUUAUUUAAUUGAAUGUUCCCUUGUAAAGUAAGUUUCAGCAUAGUAGAUGCUGUAGAUGACUCUUGAAAAUAAGACCAGAGACUUGUGUCAUCUACUGGAGACAUGAAUUGCUGGGUUUUAGGAGGAUAUUAUCAUCUCAAGGAUUAUAAUGACAUGUUUGUUGGGAGUCAGUCAGAGCACAAUGAAAUCAAUGCAAAAUCCAACAGUGAACAUGAUUUUUUUUUUUUUUUUUUUUUGUGCUUUUCCAAAAAUUGCUUUGCGAUGCACAGUUUCCAUGCAAACUUGACACCAGGAACACCUGAAAAACUGUACAGAAAUGGUUACUUGGUUACUAUUUUUGGUGUUCAUUGGCAAAAUAUCUGAACGAUGAUGCAGUCAGUUUACAAUUCACAGUUUACAUUUCGCUGUAAGUUGGAUGCUGCAUUAACACAUGUACUGCAAACCAAUGUCCACUGUGAGGCACUGUUGCACUCUUUUUCGGUGUCUUCGGGAACACUGACUAUUUCAAACAGCUGGACGGCGGGUACACUCGUCAUUACGGUCAGGACAAAGCCGGGCGGUUGUAAAACAGGUUUUUCAUAGCAUUGCUGUGGUUGUGCAAUGGAAUCAACAUAAAUGGUGCACUUUUUUAUUUUCAAAUUUAUUUUUUGAAAAUUGGCGCUGAUCUCAGUAAAAACGCAACAAAAUACUGGAGUGUUUAAUGCAAACGUGCUACACUUAAUUGCACUUCUUCAUACGUUGAGCCGUGUCUGUUUGUUUUCUUAGACUUAUUUGUUCAAUUAAUGUAAAGAAACUGCACAUAAUGCUUUGAAUAUUAACAUGCUACAACACACAAAAUGUACAUUCUUAAAAACCA
Anguilla rostrata (American eel) is the source of this 4498-nucleotide messenger RNA. RefSeq names its product myosin IF (gene myo1f). The record is from RefSeq and is a predicted model, not a curated record. The coding region runs from base 183 to 3461 and encodes 1092 amino acids. The transcript has 28 exons. Gene Ontology annotation, cellular component: vesicle; myosin complex; cytoplasm. Lineage: Eukaryota; Metazoa; Chordata; Actinopteri; Anguilliformes; Anguillidae. Gene Ontology annotation, molecular function: ATP binding; actin filament binding; microfilament motor activity. Gene Ontology annotation, biological process: actin filament organization; vesicle transport along actin filament.